CGCCAACUUCUUCUUCUUCGUAGUUUCUUCCAUUUCCUUCCUUAGAAUUCUAAGGUCUAAUCCUUGUUUGAGCUCAUUCUCAGUUGCCCUGGAAAGAUGGCUUGCUUACACGACCAUAGCUGCGAAGAUCAUGAUUGUUCCUCUGAUUGGUCUCUGUACAAGCACAUAGACCUCCCUAAGGUGUCUGCUUUGAACGAGGCUACUCCAGGAAGUGUUAAAUCUGUGUUCAAAGCUUGGGAGCAUCGAUUGAAUUCUACGGGGGAACACUUGGAAAGCAAUGAGGGUGACCCCGAGUUACUAGUGUUUAUUCCGUUUACAUCAGAUGUAAAGAUCAAGAGCAUAUGUGUUGUUGGUGGUGCUGAUGGAACAAGUCCAUCAAAGAUGAGAGCGUUCAUAAACCGAGAGGGCAUUGAUUUUUCGGAUGCUCAAAGUAUGCAAGCUAUUCAGGAAUGGGAAUUGGCUGAAAACUCCCAGGGAGUCUUAGAGUACCAAACAAGAUAUUCCAAAUUCCAAAGUGUGGGAAAUAUCACAUUACAUUUCCCCGAGAAUUUCGGUGGCGAUGCCUCUCAGAUUCACUAUAUUGGUUUCAAAGGCGAAGCAACUCAGUUGAAGAGGGAUGUUGUUGCAACAAUUGUGUAUGAACUCAUGCCAAAUCCUUCUGAUCACAAGACAAAGGCAGAAGGAGGUGGUCUUUCUCAUGUGGAAUGAGAAAUAUCAUAUGCCUACACUACAUUUUAUGUUGAGUUGUUAAUGAUACAGUUUUAUGGGAUUAAUUAGAUAUAUAAAUAUGACCAAAAUGAGCUAACCUCUUACAAAGGUGAGCAUAUGUUAUAGUUGGAUGUCACUGCCUAUGAAUUCAGUGCCAAAUCCAGUCCUGUAUUCAUCUGAGAGUUUACAACUAAUAUAAAAUGGGAUUUUACUUUUUACCUCAA
Messenger RNA from Humulus lupulus (European hop), 932 nucleotides. RefSeq lists its product as uncharacterized. The record is from RefSeq and is a predicted model, not a curated record. Lineage: Eukaryota; Viridiplantae; Streptophyta; Magnoliopsida; Rosales; Cannabaceae. The transcript is spliced from 9 exons. The coding region runs from base 97 to 708 and encodes 203 amino acids.